This is a messenger RNA of Brassica rapa (field mustard), 2778 nucleotides long. RefSeq lists its product as uncharacterized. The record is from RefSeq and is a predicted model, not a curated record. NCBI's taxonomy places the organism in Eukaryota, Viridiplantae, Streptophyta, Magnoliopsida, Brassicales, Brassicaceae.
GUCCAGCUACGGUUAAAGGAACUCGAUUACUCUAGCGUCACGUGCGGUUAUUUAUAAGCUGCGUACGUGUCUAAUUAUGAGAGGGUUAAAGUGUAACUUUUGUCACUGCGGGGUAUCGUUAGCAGCGCUCCUUGCACACUCCCUCUCCCUCUCCCUCUCCCUCGAUCACUGUCCAUGCUCUCAUGACGUUGUUAAUAAAAAGAGCUCUAAACAUGUUGUAAACGCUUUUCUUCUUCAGAUUCCAGAGACGCGACGAGUCGAUUCUCUGUGUAUGUGGGGGAGGAGCUGGAGAAUGUCUUACUCUCAUCAGAAACGCGCCGAAAAAGCUCGGUUAGAGCUGAUAUGCGAAUCUUCGAGGAAGGCGGCUGCGUUGCACGCGAAGAUCAAUGGGAAGGAACUGGAUAAGCCCGAUAUCACUCAAACCUGCGAAGAGAUUCUCAACUCGUCGGUUCCAGUGGCUCUCAGUCUCGUUGACGAGAGGAAAGUAGUAAAGCAGCAUCUAUUAGAGGACGUAACUAGCCUUCGGGUAAUCAAACUAAUUUCUUUUGGUUUUAUAUUUUUUUACUUGGAUUUGUGUGCUCUCUCACACGUGUUUGUCUUUUCUCAGGUAGAAGAAACUAAUGGAGCUUGGCGCACAAAAGCUAUUCCCGAUCCCACUUUACUGCCUCAAGGAAGAACCUAUGCGAGGAAAGAAGCUGUUACGUUGCUUAAGAAAGCGGAUUUUGGGAAUUUUGAUCAAAAGUGGCAGCACAAGGAGAAACAAAGAGCAGGUUCAGGAGAAGGUGGCAAUACAGGUGCUUGGAGUGAACAUGGAAGCAAACAGGACAUAGGCAGCUCAAGCACCACCACGAGUUCUGUUGAUUCCAAAGGGAGAUAUGUUGAUCAAUUAGGAUUUACUUGGAUUGGAACACCUAAAAUCGAUGACGAAUCUACACCUCCUGGCGUUAAAUCUACACCUCCUGGCGUUAAGGAAACAGCAAUAGACGCUUUUGUGGAUAUGGAGACCUUGAAAUUUACAAGUACUGAGAAUGUUUUUCUUCUACGGCCUCAGAUCUCCACGAUACUAGACGAUAUGGGAGAUGAUACGGUCAAGUACAAGCUUGUAAACAUCAAAUCAUUUCUCAUCCAACGCAAGAAUAACUUCGCUAAGUCGGUGUCUAUAGUAAGUAAUUUUUCCAAGGUAUAUCCUCCAAGACGGCUAGUAUGUGGUCCGUGUAAACAAGAUUCAAGAAAUCUUCCCGCUGGAGAAAAAAUGCCUCUUCUAGACCUAGAAAUGAUCAGAAAAAUUUCUGUUUAUGCUAUGACACCUGGAAGAAAGGCAGUAAUGAUCAUAUCCAAUGACCUCUACUUAACUUCUACUUUUGCCGACAAACUGCGGGCACAAUAUAAUGAGUUGACUGUUAUUACUCCAUCAGUUGGAUGCAUGAUACCCGUUGACAUGUAUAGGGAAAAAACGGCUUCUGAUGUUAGGCCACGCAACGUUCAGAGGGGUGCACGCAACGUUCAGAGGGGUGGGGACUAGUCUGUUUGGUUUCUACUCGUUUAUUUCAAACUCUGGUUUGACUUUCAUGAACAAAAGAACACCAAAUGCAGUUUGUAUUUCCAUAAAACGUUUUCCAACAGACAUCACAGUGGUAUGUGUCUCUGAUAACUUGUAGUGUCCAUGAAUAAAUUUCUCCCCAGUGGUUUGUUGUUUUAUGUCGAUAUGUGCAGAUUGAUCCUAGUUGCUGUUCAUGAGUUCAUUAAGCGGACUUCUUCCAUAAACUUGAUUUUUUUUUAUAUGAUUGAUAUUAUACAUCUUUAACAUUUACCUAUAUUAAAUAUUUGAUUAAUGUGAUAUUUUAAAAUAAAAGGUUUUUUUUUUAGUUUAGAUAUUGUUCUGAACCAUCAAUUGUAUUAACUGUUUUUUAGAGAUAGCCUUAGAUAGCCUUAAAUCAAAAAUGUAAAUAUAAAAUCCUUAAAUUUUUAGAUAAUUUUCCUUUUUAUGUUAAAAUGUUUUUAAAUAGAAACACUACACUAAUAUAUUAUUUUGGAAAGCCAUCCAAAACAUAUCACAUACUUUCUAAAAUCUAUAAUAUAUUAUUUACAUUUAAAUAAAUCUAUGUGAUCAUUUACGACAAAUAUUUUCCUUAACCUAGCAGUUAAACCACUACUCUCUCACUGUGUAUUUUAAUGUUCCUUGCUUCGGUUCGAUUCCUCUCGAACGCUUUUUAUUUAAUGAGAUAGAAAAGGUAUUGGUUAUAUCCUUUUAGUUAAAGCAAUAAACAGGUGUAGCACACUUGGCCUAGUGGUGGUCACGCACACUAAGUAUCCUGUUCCGAUUUUUCACUGGUUAAACACGUGGUGCAUGCAAAUUUCUUAUUUUUUUUUGUUCUCAAAAUUAUACAUUACAAUUUUAAACUUACGAAAAAUAUAGAUAUCAAAUCUUUAGUUUUUGAUAUUAUUUUCUUUUUUUUCGUUAAAAUUUUGCUAGAUAGAAACAUCACAUUAAUAUAUUAUUUUGGAAAACUAUCCAAAAUAUAUCACAUGUUUUACAAAAUCAAUAAUAUAUUAAUGUUUAAACUAGAUUUUGAUCCGCGCUUUUUUUUAUUUUAAAAUUAAAUUAUUUAUUUUUAUAUAUUUCUAUAUAAGAUGAUGUAGGUUUGUGUAUAUUUAUCCGAGUGCACUGAACCGUACCAAAUUGGAAAAAAUCCAAAAUUAAGCUGAAUUUCAUAAAUAACUGAGCAUAUUAUAUAUAUCUUUGGAACCAAAAAAUAGAAACCGAACUAAAAACCAAAU